AUACGUGUUCUGGCAUAUGAAUUUAUCACUGUAUCUGUCCGACACAGUGUCCGAGUAUGACCAUUGGUCAACUUAUAUCCGUAGUCUGUUGAUUUACCGGAGAAAAAAAUAAGAAAAAAAACUGUAUAAUAAUCCAUCGGCCAGUUCGGCAAAGAGCAUUUGACCCUUAACCGUCCUAUGAAAUACUUCGUAUCAACAAAGACUUUCGCAAACAAGCAUGGGAUUCCAAAGGAUAUCCUUCAUUUGUUUAGUUUUUAUUUGUUAUUUUAAAUCAAGUGUGGAACAGGGAAAUCAGCCAUGCUUUGUCAACCAGUUUGAGAUGGAAAAGAACUUUACUUUGACUGAUUUCGAAGGAGAAUGGUAUGUCAUCUCGAUCAGAAAUCGAUUGACGGCCCAGAGUGGCGGGGCGUUUUUGGGCUCGAGUAUGAGGCACCGGUAUUCCCUGGGCUCAUAUGGAAGGCUUACACUAGAAACAAACAUUCAGACUGCGACGCUUGGUUGCAUGCGAUUUGAGAGCACAGCAACACCGGACCCCUUUUCAAAUAUGACCAAGUUCACUAUAGUGUCCAACAAUGCAGCUUUGAGGAGACGCGUGUUUGGAAACAAGAUCUGGAUAGUCCGGACCAACCAUAGAGGGUUCGCUGUAGUAUACUCGUGUGCUUACGUACGUGCGGACGGCACAGUGUGAAGAGCCAACUGUGUACACAUUGAACAGGAACUGGAACGGACACACACCGGAAGAGUUAAAACAGAUCAACGAGGCCCUAGCAUCUGUCUGCGUGCAUCCAUCCACUCUCAUACCUGUAGUCCAAAAUGGCGAAUGUGUUGUUGUAAACGAGACGGUUAGGCCAACACCAACAACCAACCAGGCAGAGACACCCAUGUCACCUUGGAUGAACAUAGCCAGACAAUGGAUGAAUGCAAUGGGCUGAAAAGGUGUCUGAGCCGAAGUCGUGACGUCAUAGUUUACUAUACAUAUAUUCUUGAUACCAUUGUGCUGAACUUUUGAACUAAAACUAUUACUUGUGUGGGACAUCUUAAAACUGUCAUCUCAAGGGAGGUAAUGCCGAUGAUUAGUAGUGAUUUUGACUUGAUUAUUGAAUAAAUGUACUUACAUAUGAAAUGA
Pecten maximus is the source of this 1126-nucleotide messenger RNA. Its product is annotated as purpurin-like. Lineage: Eukaryota; Metazoa; Mollusca; Bivalvia; Pectinida; Pectinidae. The record is from RefSeq and is a predicted model, not a curated record. Bases 218 to 688 code for a protein of 156 amino acids. The transcript has 2 exons.